CAUCCGCCCCUCUCCGAGGUUAAAGGGAAGUUGAGAGAAAAUAGGAAGAUAGUCAGACGCGAAUAACAAAAACUGGAGUAUUCGCGUUGUGACGGAAGUCCGAGUGAAAGAUCAAAGAGGAGAUUCUCUGAAAUAUGGCGAUAGUAAAACUAGGGCAGCUGCACACAUCGAAGAAAAAUACCCACGCGGCCUUGAUUGUCGCUGUUUUUUUCGUAUAUUCUCUCAACCCCUCUACCGUCUGCGAGGCUAGGGCGAGGAGGAGUUCGUCGGAGGAGGUAGAAUCUUACAAUAAAUACUACAAUUACGUGGAUCUGACGCGGCUUCUCAAAUCUUUGGCGGACAGGUAUCCUCAUGUCGCGAAUUUGUCCAGCGUGGGCCAAUCGGUACAGGGUAGGGAGCUAUGGGUGAUGAGAAUCACGAAGGACCCCGCUGCGGACGGACCGGGGAAGCCCAAAUUUAAAUACGUGGGGAACAUGCACGGAGACGAGACGGUGUCCCGGCAGAUUUUGGUGUACCUGGUAGAACACCUACUGACCCGGUAUGGGGAGGAUCCGCGGGUGACGGACCUGGUCAACAACACCGACAUCUACAUCAUGCCGAGCAUGAAUCCCGACGGCUUCGAGAAGUCCGUGGAGGGAGACUGUAACGGGGACAACGGUGGUCGAAAGAAUGCCAAAAACAUCGACUUGAACAGAAGCUUUCCGGACCAGUUUGACAUCAUAAACGUCAGAAAAGAAGACGUCCCGGAAGUCACGGCCGUGAUUAAAUGGAUUCUUGAGAACAAGUUCGUCUUGUCCGGGAACCUCCACGGGGGCACGGUUGUGGCCAGCUAUCCCUUUGACGACUCGGCAUCUCACGACCCCGAGGGCCACUACAGCAAGUCGUCGGAUGACUCGCUGUUCAGGUACCUGGCACGGACGUACGCGGAGCGCAACCCAGUCAUGGCAACCGGCGAGCCUAACUGCCCGGACGCCCCGCUUGAGACAUUCAAGGACGGCAUCGUAAACGGUGCCGAGUGGUACGACGUAUCUGGAGGGAUGCAGGACUACAACUACCUGAAGGGGAACUGCCUGGAGAUCACCAUGGAGCUGAGCUGCUGUAAGCACCCCCACGCCGCGCAGCUCCCCACCGAGUGGGACAACAACCGAGAGUCUCUGCUGGCGUACAUGGAGAAGGUGCACAUCGGAGUGCGCGGUUAUGUGAGAGAGGCGCAGAACGGGACCGUUCUCUCAGACGUGAGGGUCACGGUCGCGGGAAACAACCACAACGUGACCACAGGGAAGUUUGGAGAUUAUUACCGUCUCCUCCUGCCCGGCAGCUACAACAUCACGGCCAGUCUCCCCGGAUACCAGCCCAUGACUGUAGGGGGCGUGCAGGUGGUGGAAGAAAAGGCCACGGAGCUCAACUUUACCCUGGCGGCUGUGAGGGAGGAGCCCCUCCCCAGCCCCUCCUCCAGCACCCCUGCGCUCCCACCCACCACCACCGGGGGCAGCAACGCGACGUCGGCCUCCAACGUGAGCUCCGCCCCCGCGACCCCGACGGCGACCUCGCCGCCCCCUCCCCAGCCCGUGCAGCCGCAGGACUUCCGGCACCACCACUACAACGACAUGGAGCUCUUCCUCAGCCGCUACAACGCCGAGUUCCCCGCCAUCACCCGCCUCUACUCCGUCGGCACGUCCGUGCAGAACCGCCGCCUCUACGUCAUGGAGAUCACCGACAACCCGGGCGUGCACGAGGAAGGGGAACCGGAGUUCAAGUACAUCGGCAACAUGCACGGCAACGAGGUGGUGGGGCGCGAGGUGCUCCUCAACCUGAUCGAGUACCUGUGCCGUAACUACGGCAGCGACCCCGAGGUCACCCAGCUGGUCAACAGCACGCGCAUCCACAUCAUGCCCUCCAUGAACCCCGACGGGUACGAGCUGGCUCAGGAGGGAGACGUCAAAGGCUACGUGGGUCGCAACAACAGCAACAAUUUUGACUUGAACCGGAACUUCCCUGACCAGUUCACCGCCAUACCGGACCCCCAGCAGCCGGAGACCAUCGCCGUGAUGAACUGGCUGAGAAUGUACCCCUUCGUCCUGUCCGCUAACCUGCACGGAGGGUCUCUGGUGGUGAACUAUCCUUAUGACGACAACGCGGAGGGCCUGAGGGGUUACAGCAGGUCCCCCGACGACGCCGUCUUCAAGAUGGUGUCUCUGGCGUACGCACAGGGUAAUCCUCUCAUGCAAAAGGGGAUACCGUGUGUAGACCUUUACCCAGGGGAGUUCUUCCAGGAUGGCAUCACCAACGGGGCGGGUUGGUACAGCGUGCCAGGGGGCAUGCAGGACUGGAACUACCUCAACACAAACUGCUUUGAGGUGACCAUCGAGCUGGGCUGCGUGAAAUACCCGCCUGCCAAAGACCUGCCCAUGUACUGGGAGCAGAACCGGCAGGCCCUGCUGCAGUUUAUACACCAGGUGCACAAGGGGGUGAAGGGGAUGGUGAUGGACGGGAAGGACGGCACGGGCAUCUCCAAUGCCACCAUCACGGUGGCGGAGGUGGAUCACUCCAUCACCACCAACAAGGCCGGGGACUACUGGCGCCUCCUGGUGCCCGGCACGUACCAGCUGACUGCGUCCGCGCGGGGGUACACUCCCGUCACCGUCUACGCCACCGUGCCGGACGAGGGGGUGGAGGUGGUGGACUUCCGGCUGACGCGGGUGCGCAGCGAGGAGGGGGCGGCGGCGAAGGGCCCGCCCCCAACGCGGGACCCCACGGAGGAGGAGUUUGAGCGCUUCAUCAAGGAGCUCUCCAGCGAGCGCGGCCUGGAGCAGCUCCUGCAGUCCACCGCCCCCCACAGCAGCUUCCGUUACCGCGCCUACAACGAGCUGUCCGAGUUCCUGCGCGGGCUCACCUACAACUUCCCCAAGAUCACCCGCCUGCAAAGUCUGGGGCAGAGCGUGGAAUUCCGGACCAUCUGGGCCCUGGAAAUCUCCAACAUGCCCAAGGUGCCCGAGCCCGCCGAGCCCAAGGUGCGAUUCGUGGGCGGUAUCCACGGCAACGCGCCGGUGGGCACGGAGCUUCUGCUGGAGCUGGCCGCCUUCCUGUGCAUCAACUACGGCAAGAGCCCCUCCGUCACCAAGCUGAUUGACAGGACGAGGAUCGUGAUCCUGCCGCUGGUGAACCCGGACGGGCGGGAGCUGGCCCAGGAGAAGCACUGCAGCUCUGAGGUGGGCCUGACCAACGCGCACAAGAAGGACCUGGACACAGACUUCUUCGGUAAUGCGUCGCAGUAAGGAUGCGUGUGUGUGU
Messenger RNA from Anguilla rostrata (American eel), 3291 nucleotides. It is a transcript of the gene cpda, whose product is annotated as carboxypeptidase D, a. The record is from RefSeq and is a predicted model, not a curated record. The transcript has 15 exons. Lineage: Eukaryota; Metazoa; Chordata; Actinopteri; Anguilliformes; Anguillidae. Bases 135 to 3275 code for a protein of 1046 amino acids. Gene Ontology annotation, biological process: peptide metabolic process; protein processing. Gene Ontology annotation, molecular function: zinc ion binding; metallocarboxypeptidase activity.